UCUCAGUUAAGGAAAAUCAGUCACAAGAUUAAGACAUGUGGUCCAUAGUGUUGUUGAUAUCCAUAAGUGAGUUGGUCCAAGGACUUUCCCGGGUGGAUCCUCUAGUUUCAACAAGAAGUGGCCUAAUUCGUGGACUUCGCAUCAAUGGAGGUUACGCGCAGUUUCUCGGCAUACCCUACGCAGAAGUGGAUAAAUCUAAUCCGUUUGGGCCGGCUUUUCCGCAUCCAGGCUUCGAUAAUGUCUUUAAAGCGUACGAGUCAAAUAUGUGUCCGCAAGUGUCCAACAACGUCUCAGUUGGAACCAUUAACUGUCUCACUUUAAACAUUUACGUACCAGACGCUGCCACUUCUCAAAACAGCUUGCCUGUGAUGGUAUGGAUACACGGAGGCUAUUUUGUAAUCGGCAGUGGCGAUUCCAUUGGUAUCCCUGAAUAUUUAUUGGUAGAUGAUGUCAUCGUAAUAUCAAUUAACUACAGACUUGGAAUUUAUGGAUUCAUGUGUCUGGAUAUUCCAGAAGUGUCUGGCAACCAAGGACUUAGAGACCAAGUAUUAGCUUUGAGGUGGAUCAAUGAGAACAUUGAUGCUUUCGGAGGAGACCCUAGAAAAAUCACUAUAUUUGGGGAAAGUGCUGGUGGUAUAUCAGUAAAUCUUCAUUUACUGUCGUCUUACGAAAGUCUUUUCCAAAGAGCAAUUAUUCAGAGUGGUCCCGCAGUCAGCCCUUGGGUAAUGCAAGAAUCUGAUAACACUGUGCCCAUAAAACUGGCUAAAGCAUUAGAUUUUGCUACAGAUGAUAUAACUGAAGCUAUAAAUUUCCUAGCAACCGUGCAACCUAGUACGCUCGUCAAAAUGGCUUACGAUUUGAAGUUGACUUCCUACGUGACUCUAGAAGACAGUCCUGCCACUUUGCCGUGCAUUGAGAAUAAAAUGGAAGGCGUCGAGCAUUUUAUAACAGCACAUACUCUGAAUAUAGAAACGUCUCAACUUAGAAAUAUACCAGUCAUAAUAGGUGUAAAUAGUAACGAAAUGGCUAUGGGUUACGUCAAUGCUAGAAGAGACUUCUUUAAGCAUUACGAUUUUAAUAUUAUAAACUCUGUACUUGAUUUAAAAGAUAAAUUAGUGGAAGCUAUAGGAGAUAUUAGGCAUUUCUAUAUCGGAGAUGAAGAUACUGGAGACAAAGUUAAAAUUGAAAUACAAAAUUUCUCUUCAGAUGUCUUAUUUAAUUAUCCUACAGAAAAGAUGGCAGAAAAACUGUUGAAACUUGGUGCCAAAUCUGUUUUUAGAUAUAUUUUCUCGUAUAGUGGCGACAGGAAUAUAAUGAAGUUAAGGCUGAAACUAAAUAACACUGGAGCUGUACACGCUGAUGAACUUGGAUAUUUGUUCGAUAGUGACGAACUCAAUGGUGAUAACAAUCCUAGAGAUCAGCUUAUGAUUGAAAGAAUGACUAUGAUGUGGACCAACUUCGCCAAAUACGGAGACCCAACCCCAACGACAUCAGAGCUACUUCCAGUAAAAUGGGCACCAAUAACGAAGACUACCCAGCGUUAUCUCAAUCUAGACUCAGAACUUACACUCGAAGGCAGACCCUUCCAUGACAGAAUGGCUUUCUGGGAUAUAUUCUAUAAAUUAUACGGAAAUGACCGCAGAAAGAAGUCUUCAGAAAGUGAUAGUGCAUACUAUAAAAAGUAAAUGAUGUGAUCAAGAAUAAUUAUUCUUAAUUUUUUUGUUAUUUUAAAAUUAUU
Spodoptera litura is the source of this 1738-nucleotide messenger RNA. Its product is annotated as bile salt-activated lipase-like. The record is from RefSeq and is a predicted model, not a curated record. NCBI's taxonomy places the organism in Eukaryota, Metazoa, Arthropoda, Insecta, Lepidoptera, Noctuidae.